GUUGCAGCACAAGUUUCCAGGCGGAGCAUGUUAUGCUGGUACACCCCCAUGUCAUUUGUUGAUGGUGACCUUCUUCAUUCUGUAGAGUUCUGUUAUUAUGUUCUUACACUUGUGAAUAUAUUUACUACAAAGCCGUGUCCAGUGUUGCAAAUGUUAUGGUCAUGGCUUUAAAUACAAUUGGUCAGCCUUGCAUGAGUAUAUUUAGGUGUCUUCAGGCUGUAGUCACCCACAGGUGCUUGCAAGCCACAUCCACAUUUCACACCACAGUCUUUCAGUCAAACUCAAACAGAACGUGUGUGGUCCGCUUUGGGAGGCAGAAGUAUGAGAGUAUGUAUCCGGUUCUGUUGGUGAGACCUGACGGGUCCACCAUCAACAUCAGAUAUAAAGAGCCCAGAAGAAUAAUGAAGAUGCCUAUGGACAUCACCACCCUCUCGGAGGAGGAGAGGAAAAUCAGAAUGCGGAAAAGAGAACCGAAGAGGACAGCAAAACAGAAAUUGAAUGAUUUUGAGGAUGAUUUCAAAGUUGAUGAUUACAGCAAAUUCUGGAAGAAGAAAUGAAUGGACUGAUGCAGUUGAAUGCCUCAUUCAGACUAUUUACGUAUGUUUUCUCGUGUACAAUAUUGCAAUUUUGUUUUGUAUGUCA
Sinocyclocheilus anshuiensis is the source of this 642-nucleotide messenger RNA. RefSeq names its product 39S ribosomal protein L55, mitochondrial-like. Bases 156 to 557 code for a protein of 133 amino acids. Gene Ontology annotation, biological process: translation. The record is from RefSeq and is a predicted model, not a curated record. Gene Ontology annotation, molecular function: structural constituent of ribosome. NCBI's taxonomy places the organism in Eukaryota, Metazoa, Chordata, Actinopteri, Cypriniformes, Cyprinidae. Gene Ontology annotation, cellular component: mitochondrial large ribosomal subunit. The transcript is spliced from 3 exons.